AUGGGGAACCCGCCCAAGUUCGUCAUGCGCGGGGACGAGGUCGUGGGCGACAACAAGAGCGACCGGGGCCCCGCGGGCCGCUGCGUCGUGACGGGCAAGAACGGCUCCAUCGUGCGCGAGGGCAUCGAGGUGUCGACGGAGAAGGUGGGCCUCGUGGAGAAGGGCACGGAGAUCGAGGUCGCCGAGACGCGCUUCAGCUCGCUGGGCGUGCCGCGGAGCCGCAUCACGGAGCCCUUCGAGGGGUGGGUGUCGACGAAGACGAUCCUGCGGUGCGAGGGCAAGCCCGCGCCGAUCACGUUCGUGCCGCCGCCGCCGCCGCCGCCGCGCCGCAAGCGGAACAAGAACGGGCCGGCGGUCAAGGCCGGGUUCCUCGACCCGACGGGCAAGUGGAAGAAGAAGGAGUUCUACAUCGACCCGAGCCUCCGCAAGGACUACGACCUCCUGACGAAGAACUUCCAGGCGCGCAUGUACAAGAACAACAAGGAGCAGGACGCCGAGGAGAAGAAGGCCAUGGGCAUGGACCCCGAGGCCGACGAGUACGACAGCGCCGCCGCGCGCACGAAGAACCGGCGGCGCCUCGCGGACCACGCCAUCAUGUCCUACAACAAGGACCGCAACGACUACGCCGCCGACAAGAAGCGCGAGACCAUGGCGGACAUGACGCCCGAGGAGCGGCGCGAGCGCGUCGUCAAGCUCCGCAAGUACCGGGACAAGAUGCGCGCGAAGCAGGAGAAGAGCGACCAGCGGCGCCUCAAGCUCGAGCGCGAGGAGAAGAUGUGGGCGAAGGAGCAGGUCAAGAAGGCCAAGGGCAUGCUCGGCGUCCGCGCGUCCGUCGACGUGGGCCCGACGAAGGACGCCUUCGACUACGAGGCGGCCAUGGACGCCAUCACGUGCUGGUUCCCGCUCCCGGACUGGGCCGGCCCGAAGGACGUCGACGUCCGCCUCGACCUCAAGUGGUUCUCCGUGGGCCUCGUGGGCGAGAACCCCUACUACGAGGCGGACCUCUGGGGGCCCAUCAAGGCCGACGAGUGCAUGUGGCACCUCGAGACGACGGCGACGGGCCGCGAGCUCUGCCUCCACCUCGAGAAGGGCACGCCGGGCGAGUGCUGGAUGAACUACUUCCGGCCGAUCUCGCGGAUCUGCGAGUGGCGCCACGACCCGACGCAGCCCGCCGUCGACCCGGACACGCUGCCGCGGCCCGCGUGGACCGACGAGGAGGAGGAGUUCCACGCCCAGUUCCAGCACGACUACUCGCCCUUCAACGAGGGCCCCGUGGACCGGACCGUCUACAAGGCGACGCUCGACGACGUCAUGAAGGACGUCAUGACGCCCAACGUCCGCGUCGCCGACCGCCGCAAGCCCUCGCCCCAGGAGUGA
Molecule: messenger RNA, 1377 nt
Organism: Aureococcus anophagefferens
Lineage: Eukaryota; Pelagophyceae; Pelagomonadales; Pelagomonadaceae
Exons: 1
Coding region: 1-1377 (458 amino acids)
Biological process (GO): protein folding
Cellular component (GO): cytoplasm
Source: RefSeq, a predicted model, not a curated record